Kazachstania africana CBS 2517 is the source of this 1236-nucleotide messenger RNA. It is a transcript of the gene CLD1, whose product is annotated as carboxylic ester hydrolase. The coding region runs from base 1 to 1236 and encodes 411 amino acids. Gene Ontology annotation, biological process: cardiolipin acyl-chain remodeling. Gene Ontology annotation, molecular function: A2-type glycerophospholipase activity. NCBI's taxonomy places the organism in Eukaryota, Fungi, Ascomycota, Saccharomycetes, Saccharomycetales, Saccharomycetaceae. Gene Ontology annotation, cellular component: mitochondrial inner membrane. The record is from RefSeq and is a predicted model, not a curated record. The transcript has a single exon.
AUGUCACCUAGAUUGGUAGCCUCAUUUCUGAAAUUAGUUUUAGGUCACUCAAAAAUCAAGAAGUCUCAGGUUCCUGUUCAUUCUAACAUAUCAAGUGCACCAGUAGCUAUCCCUCUAGUAAAAAUAAUAGCACAAUUGCCCAGAUUAUUUCCUCGUUCAAUAGAUGAAUCGUUUAAGGACUAUCGCGUAUACAAAGAAGGCCCUGAAAGAAUGCAAGAAGAUUUACUAUCCACCUUGCCAUUUUAUCCUAAUGUCUCAAAAGACAAGGUUGCUAGAAUAAUUAAAACAGUAGUUGAUGAGGAAGGCAAUUAUAUCAAUGAGUUCUGUAUAACUCCCAAAAAUACCGUUAAUUCACAAAAACUGAAGCAUUUAAUAUUUAUUCAUGGAUAUGGCGCUGGAUUUGGAUUUUUCUUGAAAAAUCUUGAAUCUAUUCCAUUACUAGAUAAUAAUUGGUGUAUACAUGCGAUAGAUUUACCAGGUUUUGGUUUUUCAUCACGUAAGAACUUUCCUUUCAAGUAUCCGACAAGUAAUACAAGUGAAGUCACAGCCUGGUUUCAUGAGAGAAUACGUAGAUGGCUAGAAGAGCGCACACUAUUAGACAACCCAAAAAACAACGUUAUUGUUGCUCAUUCCCUCGGCGCAUAUCUAAUGGCCCUAUAUACUCAGGUGUACCCAGCCCACCUCAGAAAACUAAUAAUGUGUUCUCCAGCUGGUGUCUCAAAGUCCCAAAAUAAUAGCAAAGCCGUCUUACAGCCGCCAUGGUGGUAUGCGAAGCUCUGGGAUAUGAAUCUUUCGCCAUUUACUCUAGUGCGGUUAUCAAAACAUCUCGGAUCUAAACUAACAAGUGGAUGGUCCUACAGAAGGUUUAAAUUGAUCGAAAAUAGAAUGCAAUUUGAAAUGCUACAUAGAUAUUCCUACGCAAUUUUCAACCAACCAGGAAGUGGAGAAUAUCUGUUGGGCUUCAUUUUAGAAUGUGGAGGAAACCCUAGAUGUUCACUUGAAGAUACUCUCUUUUCUAAUAAUUUCAAUGUCUCAAGUAAAGUAGAAUGGGCAUGGAUUUAUGGAGAAAAUGAUUGGAUGGAUAUUGAAGGAGGGAGACGAGUCCACAACUUAUUACUUGAGAAGUUUAACCGUGAUAGUAAAUUUUAUAUGGUUCCUAACGCUGGUCAUCACUUAUACUUGGAUAAUAUUCGUUAUUUUAAUAAUAUAAUUGUCCAACACAUGGAAAAUGUAUGA